UCCACAGCUCUUUCUAUGUAUACUGAUGUUCUGCAGUGUCCAUUUUUAGUUGUGUUCGGGUGGUUCAGGGUGAAGAAGACAAAAUGAACACAAUAACCCAAAGCUGUGUCCUAUUAUUGUGGAUGCAUUCAUUGACCUUUGUGAAAUGUCAAGAAUGUACACUUGAAGAUUUUAGGAAUGGUCCCCUGUACGAUUCAAAUUUUGACACGACAAAUUUGGAAACCAAAUACCAAAAUGAGGAGCAAGUGAGAGUGGGCUGCACUGUUGGCCACAGUGGAUUUUUCAGACUCAUCUGUAAAGCUGGAACAUGGCAGUCUCGUGGUACAAAAUGUCAACCAAAACCGUGCGGUCACCCUGGUGAAGCCCAGUUUGCAAAUUUUCAACUGGUGAAAGGUGAUGAUUUUGUCUUUGGCUCCCAAGUGGAGUAUACCUGCCAUCAAGGUUACCAAAUGGUCAGUCGGAUUAACUAUCGACGUUGCAUGACAGCUGGGUGGAGUGGUAGUAUUCCAGUCUGUGAAGCAAUACAGUGCCCCAUGGUCAAUGUGGAAGAUAAUGUUGACGUGAUUGGGGACCCAGAAGAAGCAAACUUUGGCAACGUGGUUCGAUUUAGUUGCAAAAGUAGCAAUGAAAUCAUAAUUGGUCCAUCAGAGAUGUUCUGUGAUGAAAAUGGAGAGUGGAGUGGCAUUCCUCCAAAAUGUGAAGGGGUAAAAUGCAGAGUGCCACUGGUUGAAAAUGGUUUUGUGCCUGGAAAGGUCCAAGAGUACAAAGAACAUGAUAUAUUGUCGUAUCAAUGUAAUCCAAGAUACAAGCAUGCUGAAGACAGACCUUCAACAUGCACAAAACUUGGAAUGAGAGCCGAGUGGAGCCCCACACCCUCAUGCGAAUUGAUUAGAUGCAAAGUGUCACUGCCAGCCAUUAAAGGAACCAGCUACGAGCCUGCCUACACAUCCUUAUUUUCACCUGGUGACACGUUAACUGUCACAUGUGAAGCGAGCCACUGGAUUUCAACCCCCCAGCAGACCUCAGCAGUAUCAACGUGCAAAGACAAUGGAAAAUGGACCAUUACACCAAUAUGUCAAGAGGUUACGUGCAGUAACCAGAGAGACCCAACUGUAUGGCGAUGGGAUGUCUAUUGGGGGCAGAGAAUCAAAUUGGGUACAUCUGUUCAAUAUGUCUGUAGGUCAGGAUACAAGAGAACAAAUGGCUCCUCACAGGUCACAUGCACCAGAGAUGGAUGGAUACCAAAUCCACCCUGCCAAGAAAUAACAUGUGACAGUAAGGAUAUCCAUAGUGCUAACAUUGCUGGUGAUGGCAAGCAAAUCUACAAAAAGCGUGAAACGGCCUAUUUUACCUGCAAAGGUUCUCAAGAUUGGUUUACUCUAACUUGUACAGAAAAUGGUUGGCACGGAAAUGUGUAUUGUCCAGGACACCAAUGUAAACAACUUGACCUCAACAAUGCAGGUAUUAUAAGCAGUAAAAAGGGCUAUUACAACGAAGGCGAACGUGUCCAAUAUGUAUGUGCGAAUGAUGCCGACAGAAAAUUCACCGUUACCUGUGAAUUUGGUGGCUGGACUGGGAUUCAGAACUGUUCAGAAUGUCUACAACCUGAUGUGCUCCAUGGCUAUGCUGUUGGUCCGUUACACGACACACUCUACUACACGUGUAAUGAAGGUUAUAAACUUCCAAGUAAAGGGUGGUGGGGUGAAGCAAAAUGCAUCGAUGGUCUGUGGUUUGGACUGGAACAAUGUGUGGAAAACAAUAAGUGUGGGGAAAUGCCUGCGAUUGCCAAUGCAAAAAUAAAACAUCAAAGGAAUGGAAAUGGACAAAAAGAGAGCCUCCAGAUUAUUUGCAGGGAUGGAUAUCAGACUCAGAUUGACCGCUUAUUGUGCGUGGAAGGAAAGUGGGAUUCAAAUGGAUUACCCCUUAACUCAAUCUGCGUUCUUGUUGCUGGAACCUGCGGUCCUCCUCCUAAAGUUGAGCAUGCCAUCAUUUCGACUUCAUUUCAGAAGGAAUACUUGUCUGACUCGAAAGUAACUUUCAAGUGCCGACAAAGCUAUAUGAUGGAAGGACAAGACACAAUCACAUGUCAAAAUGGCAAAUGGGACAUAGUGGACAUUAAGUGUACACCAUACUGCUCCAAGCCCAAAGAUGCGGAACGAACCAUGACCUUCACUGACAAUAAAGAAAAAUAUAUCAAUGAUGAGGUCAUAGAGUAUCGCUGUAUCCAACCAGGUGAAAAAAGUGAGGGUUCUGCAACCUGUGUAAAUGGCAAGUGGAGUAAACCAAUUCAAUGUGAAGUGAAGCCAUGUGCACUUCCUGAAAACACUCCAAAUGGCUAUUAUCAAAUAAUCCUGGGUGAUGACUUUGUUUUCGGGGCAACUAUCAAAUACUUCUGCAAUGUGGGCUAUCAAAUGGUGAGUAAGAUUGAUAUCAGGACCUGUUUGCUGGACAGAUGGACCAACCAUGUUCCGAUAUGUGAACCUAUGAGCUGCGAGCUACCGCCUGCACAGGGAGGAAUCACAAUCAAAGGUUUACCAGAAAAUGAAGAGGGCAUCCUUCCUGACCGCUUCCUCACAUUCAGUUGUGACGUUCCUGGGAAGCAACUGCAUGGCAGCUCACUGCUCAUUUGUGGUCAAGAUGGACUUUGGGAUAACCCAGUCCCUUCUUGUGAAGAUAUUUCUUGUAAGGUUGGAGAGCUCCACCCUCAUCUUCGUGCAGACGAGCUGCCACCAGGGAAUCAACCAAUACGAAUUGGACACAAAUUAAGGUUUCACUGUGGUGAUGAAUAUGCCUUGGCUGGAUCUGACGAAAUUGAAUGCUUGCCAACUGGGCAGUGGAACAACCCUUUCCCAACAUGCAAUGAACCAUGCCAGAUCACAGUUAUACCUGGUAGUGUAAGCUUGAGCACUCGUCUAUCCGGCCCACAAGCAAGAAAAGGACAAAAGUUGAAUUUUUAUUGCCGCCAACGUGGACAGAUGCUUCGAGGGAAGGCAGAGGUUGAAUGUCUACCAAAUGGACAGUGGAGUGAUCCCUUUCCAACAUGUGGAGCGCCUUUGGAUUGUGAGCAGCCACCUUACAUUGCUGGUGGGGACACCAUCUCCUCCACUAAAUUCCGUUACAAACAUAAUGAGAGGGUUGAGUACAUUUGCCAGAAUUACUACAAAAUGGAAGGGCAGCCCUACAAGACCUGCAAAAAUGGUGAAUGGAUUGGAGAGAUGAAAUGCCUCAAGCCCUGCACUGUGAAUAGAGAACUCAUGAGCGCACACAACAUAACAUUCAGAUACAGGCGUGACAACAAGUUGUACUCGACCCAUGAUGAUGUCAUCGAGUUCUGGUGCGUCUCUGGAACAAGACAUGACAGCAGACUGAGUAUGCGGCAGAAGUGUAUCGAUGGAGUAAUGGAACUGCCCACUUGCCACUAGCUGUUUUUCUGUGUGGGGGGGGGGGGCAAAUUAAUGUUAACUUGAGUCAAUAAUCAUCCACUGUCUGCAGUAUGUUGCUGCAUCGUCUGCUUGUUUUCAAUAAAAAGUUCUGUCUGUUGCCUCCACAAA
Molecule: messenger RNA, 3551 nt
Organism: Phycodurus eques (leafy seadragon)
Lineage: Eukaryota; Metazoa; Chordata; Actinopteri; Syngnathiformes; Syngnathidae
Product: complement factor H-like
Source: RefSeq, a predicted model, not a curated record